AUGUCAGAACUUUAUGAUGGCUACAAUGACUUCAAGUUUCAUUUGAAGCAUACACAGUUUUGUUUAGUGUUUCAACGAUUAAUGUCCAUCAUGGGGGCUACUUUGAUUUCGCUAGUUGUAGCCACCCUGUUUGUAUCUCUGACUUUGUCUGCCUCGGUUGUCCAGAUGAAUAUGGAGACCCCCAUGGCAUCAAUGGUUAGACGAAUUAACAGCUUAAAAACUACAUGGGAGGCCACAGCUGCUGUUGAAGCAAUGUCUGAUCGUAUUUGUAUUGCGAGUAAAGGUACAAAAAAUGCCCACUUGUCCAUUGAAGAUUUGUUGACUUGCUGCAAUGAAUGUGGUGAAGGUUGUAAUGGAGGAUAUCCUGAAUAUGCUUGGUAUUAUUUUAAAGAACGGGGCAUUGUUACUGGUGGACCCUACCAUAGCCACAAGGGUUGUCAGCCUUAUAAAAUCCCAGCUUGUGACCAUCAUGUAGUUGGACCUCUAGCACCCUGCAAAGGGGACCUUCCCACACCUAGAUGCAGUUCAAGAUGUGAAUAUGGAUAUAAUAACACUUAUCAUGAUGAUAAGCACUUCGGUUUCUUUAAGAUCAAACGUGGAUCCAAUGAAUGUGGCAUUGAAGACAGUCCUGUAGCCGGUAUUCCGAGUGUGUAA
Acanthosepion pharaonis is the source of this 654-nucleotide messenger RNA. The record is from the annotation of a GenBank genome assembly. NCBI's taxonomy places the organism in Eukaryota, Metazoa, Mollusca, Cephalopoda, Sepiida, Sepiidae.